Molecule: messenger RNA, 924 nt
Organism: Cladocopium goreaui
Lineage: Eukaryota; Dinophyceae; Suessiales; Symbiodiniaceae
Source: the annotation of a GenBank genome assembly
AUGGCACCCAAUAAGGUUCCGGGCGAUAUCCAGCCAGCACAGCCAGAGACGGAAGGUGGUCAGGGCGCGCCACCUCAAAACGAGAUGGAGGCGCCCAGCACUGGAGAUCCUGUGCGUGCUGGCUAUCAGGCUGCUAGUAGCAGCAGUAGCCCCUACGAGCCGAAAGCUGCAGCGCGCAGCCAGCGGCGGGCACCAUCGUGGCAACAGGUGGAGGAGAUGAUUUCGCAUUUGAUCGAUCCCAUCUCCGGCAAAGUUCGUGUCUACCGGGACGUCCUCUCCUUUUUACCCGACGAGGAGGUCCUGGCCGUGUACCCCGAAAAGAUCAUCAUGCCCAUCGUGGCCAAAGUGAAGAUCAUCAUCACCUGCGGCCUGGAGUAUUACUUGCACUGGCGACGUCAGCGCCGUGAUGGCGCCAUCAUUUUGACCGACAAGCGGCUGAUCCACGUGGUCACACACUUCUCCCGCUACAAGAAGUCGCUGAAGGUGGACAUGUACACCGUGGGCAAAUCUGUGAGGUAUGUGGGUCUACGCCCCCCUCGCUGGCAGUGUUGUGCCAGACCUGCAGGCGACUUAUCGGUGGCCACUCGCUUGGGCACCAUGGAGGUGCGACUGUUGCAGAUGAAGCGCCUCAGAGACUGUGCUCAACGAAUGUGGCAAGGCUUUGCUGCGUUACAGGACACUCAAUCUGUGUCAUCUGUGGAGUACGAUGACUGGGCCUCCGUCGCAGAGGACUUCGAGGAAAGCGACGUGGCGGAGCAGCGCUCGGCAUCGGAGGAUCUGGAGAUGUUGGAGGAGGCCAAAGAAGAAGCUGGCGCCCUUUGGGGAGACAACAGCGGUGAUGCCGCAGUGGACGCUGACUUGGAGGAGGACAGCUCUGAAGAUUCAACCAACCCCUACCCCAAAGGUCACGCCCCCAGUAGAUGA